This is a messenger RNA of Anguilla anguilla (European eel), 1038 nucleotides long. RefSeq names its product parapinopsin a (gene parapinopsina). Gene Ontology annotation, biological process: visual perception; G protein-coupled receptor signaling pathway. Gene Ontology annotation, molecular function: G protein-coupled receptor activity. The coding region runs from base 1 to 1038 and encodes 345 amino acids. Gene Ontology annotation, cellular component: photoreceptor outer segment; membrane. NCBI's taxonomy places the organism in Eukaryota, Metazoa, Chordata, Actinopteri, Anguilliformes, Anguillidae. The transcript has 4 exons. The record is from RefSeq and is a predicted model, not a curated record.
AUGGACAAUGUCAUGUUUGCCAUUGGUUCCAAAGAGAAUCCACUUUCUCCAUACUCCCCGAAUGAAGCCCUGAUGCCCAGAAUCGGAUACACGGUGCUGUCCAUUAUCAUGGGAGUGGUCUCCACGGCUGGGAUCAUUCUGAACGUUACAGUUAUUGUGACGACACUUCGUCACAGGAAACUGAGGCAGCCUCUGAACUACGCUCUGGUGAACCUGGCAGUAGCAGACUUAGGAGCGGCUCUGACUGGAGGGCUGAUGACAACGGUGACAAACGGCAUGGGCUACUUCAGCCUGGGGAGGAUCGGCUGUGUGAUCGAAGGGUUCGCUGUGGCUUUCUUCGGCAUUGCAGCAUUGUGCACAGUGGCAGUUAUCGCAGUGGAACGCUUCUUCGUGGUGUGCAAACCUCUGGGUUCCAUUAUGUUCCGGACAAAUCAUGCUGUGGCGGGGGUGGCGUUCUCCUGGGUCUGGUCCUUGAUUUGGAACACACCGCCUCUGUUUGGGUGGGGGAGCUACCAGCUGGAGGGGGUAAAGACCUCUUGUGCCCCCAACUGGUACAGCAGGGACCCAUGGAACAUCUCCUAUAUCCUGUGCUACUUCCUUUUGUGCUUCGCCAUCCCAUUCAGCAUCAUUGUGAUCUCCUAUUCACAGCUACUAUGGGCACUACGGCAGGUGGCCAGACUCCACAUGUCUGAAGGGGGCACUACUGCUAGAGUGGAGGUCAAGGUAGCCCGCAUGGUAAUUGUGAUGGUACUGGCCUUCCUGCUCACCUGGCUGCCCUAUGCUGCCUUUGCAUUGGCAGUUAUCACUUACCAUGAUCUUCACAUCAGCCCCAUCAUUUCUACUGUCCCCAUGUAUCUGGCCAAGAGCAGUACCAUCUUCAACCCCAUCAUUUACAUUUUCAUGAACAAACAGUUUAGGGACUGCGCUGUUCCAUUCCUGCUUUGUGGAAGAAAUCCAUGGGCUUCUGAUUCAGAGGGAUUAGAAGCAGAAACCACCAUCUCCACUGUCAGCAAAAGCCCCAAAGUCUCUCCUGCAUAA